This is a messenger RNA of Puccinia triticina, 1326 nucleotides long. RefSeq lists its product as uncharacterized. NCBI's taxonomy places the organism in Eukaryota, Fungi, Basidiomycota, Pucciniomycetes, Pucciniales, Pucciniaceae. The transcript has 10 exons. Bases 1 to 1326 code for a protein of 441 amino acids. The record is from RefSeq and is a predicted model, not a curated record.
AUGCAACCAAUACUUUCUCUUCAUCCCGCAACUUCUUUCUUCAAACUCUUGCUGAUGCAGGCUAUUGUACAAACCCUAUUGAUCUCACUCAAACCAAACGUUAACGCGCAGGCUCUUCAAGUCUACUCAGGCCGGAGAACGCCGGGUCUUCCACACUUCUUGUACGCGCGCCGCCCAGCCGAUCCUCGUGAGUCAACCUUCUCGAGUUUCCGAAUCACAGCAAAUCCACUCCUACCUUACGAAUGCGACCGGAAACCACUGAGUCCUGAAACCUGGAAAGAACUCAGAAUUGAUGACUACCUUAGAAAUUACCCGGGUGGACUGGAAGUAAACCUAACAGUGUUUGCCGCUCAAAAUAAAGCCCUCAACUUUGAAUGCGGCUUGAAUCUGUUUUGCUCAGCCGGUCAGCUCUGUUCCCCUAUCAACGGUAGGGCGUGGUGGGUGCUAGCGGCUGCAGAGCAAUAUACCAUGUAUCAUAAUUCCCUCUACACUGCCAUCGCCUUCGCGGCCGGUCAAACAAAAGCGGCUGCCGGUGAGGCAAUAGUGGCAAUCGCACAAGUCAUGAUGAUCAUGAAAGCACAAGCCCAAGAGCUUCAAGCCGGGAAACAAGACACGUUCACCAAGUGGGCUCAUUACAAAGAUCAAAUUUCACACUGGCAACAAAAUGCCCAAACAAAGAUUGGUGAGAGAAUGAAGGAAUUCAUCAAAUCUCAUGUAAGUAGCCCCAAAGGUCUGCUUGAAGCCUUGGCUGGUGGCAAUUACUGUUGUAACAAUCAAAAACUGGAUACAAAUGACGUGGAACAAAAAUUGUCUCGGAUUCUUACCAUCCGAAUGGCUGGUCAGAUACUUCGGGCAAAGAAGGGAUUUGUGACAAUUAAUUCGGACCCCUGUAGACAAAAGGGACCCAAUGGAGCUUUUUCCCUCGACGAUGGCUGGUUGAGUUAUUGCGACAAGCCAGACGGCACAAUGAUGAACGUAAUCUAUAACAACCAUGGCAAUGCUGGAAAUAAAUUUUACAAUGCUAAACUGUUGGUUGUAAAGUACCAGAUAACAGCGGAGUUUAUCACCAAGCAGGCAGUAGAAUGCGCCAAGCUAGGCAAAGGGCUUGAUUAUGAUCCAUAUGCAGACGGAACCAAUUUGUACAUGGACGAAAACGCGCGCUGUUUGAUUAAUUUACCAGCGCUCAUGGCAAGAGCACUCGAGCCAGAUACCUUACUUCCAUUUCCUGCUAACACAAUGGAACUUGGACUCUACGCAGUUUUUCACAAGAAGCUAAAACACACAACGGCUCCCAAGGCAUGCCAAGCAGGCGGAAUGGUUUUCUAG